Molecule: messenger RNA, 5312 nt
Organism: Cottoperca gobio
Lineage: Eukaryota; Metazoa; Chordata; Actinopteri; Perciformes; Bovichtidae
Gene: ubtf
Product: upstream binding transcription factor
Exons: 21
Coding region: 319-2526 (735 amino acids)
Source: RefSeq, a predicted model, not a curated record
ACGGUGGCUUCCGCGCGGAGACCUCCAUGCGGCUGUUGGCGGAACAGCCAGCCGCCUCUCUCGGUUAGCCAUCAGGGAUCUCGGUUUAAUAUCUCACCGUGCAGAGACUCGCCCUCUCUCUCCCCCUCUCUCUCUCACUGACUAGCCCAGAACCACCGACGACCGAGCUCCGAGAACCCGCCUUCUUGUUCUCGUUUAUACCCUUUUGGAUCGAGGGAAGAGAGUCUGCAACGCCCUGGCUUUAGUUUUAAGCUCCGUGUUUUUGUGUUUGCAGUGCGCCAUUGGACCUUGUCACGAUACAAGACCGUACACCCACAAAUGAAUGGAGCAAUGGAGGCAACCACCCAGGACAUCAAAGGUGUGGUUUUGACAUUGUGGGCACAGGAUGACCUCUUAAAACUGCUGGAGGCCAUGCAAUUGGCCCUGCCCCAGAAAGACAUGACUAAAUAUAAAACAUCAGAGUCCCACCUCGACUGGCAGAAGGUGGCCUUCAAUUCCUUCACAGCAGAGAUGUGUAAGCAGAAGUGGCAGGAGGUCUCUAAAGAAAUUCGUAAAUUCCGGACUCUGACAGAACUGAUAUUUGAUGCCCAAGACUACAUCAAGAACCCGUACAAGGGCAAAAAAAUAAAGAAACACCCUGAUUUCCCCAAGAAGCCCUUGACUCCAUAUUUCCGCUUCUUCAUGGAAAAAAGGGCCAAAUACGCAAAGUUGCACCCUGAGAUGAGCAACCUAGAUUUAACUAAAAUCCUCUCGAAGAAGUACCGGGAGCUGCCCGAAAAAAAGAAGAAAAAGUAUGUUGAGGACUUCAUAAGAGACAAAGAAACAUUUGUGAUCAGCAUGAUGAAGUUCAGAGAACUACACCCGGACCUUAUGGAGAGCAUGACCAAGAAAGGUUCAAAUACACCAGAGAAGGCCAGGACACCCCAACAGCUGUGGUACACCCAUGAAAAGAAGGCCGUCCUCAAGACACGCCCGGAUGCGACCACCAAAGACGUUAAGGAAACUCUUGGCAAACAGUGGACUCAGCUCUCUGACAAGAAGAGACUCAAAUGGAUCGCUAAGUCCCUGGAGCAGCAGAAACUCUACGAGGAGACGAUGCGGCAGUACAUCCAGCAGCACCCGGAGUUAAACAUGACCCAAGGGGAUAUCAUCAAGUCCACCCUGACCAAGGCGGAGAGGCACCUGAAAGACAAAUCUGAUGGCCGACCUGACAAACCACCGCCAAAUGGUUACUCGAUGUUCUGUGCUGAGUUGAUGUCGAGCAUGAAGGACGUACCCAGUACAGAGCGUAUGGUGAUGUGUAGCCAGCGGUGGAAGCUGCUGAAACAGAUUGAGAAGGACGCCUACCAGAAACGCUGUGAACAGAGGAAGAAGGAGUUUGAAAUUGAGAUGAACAGAUUUCUCAGUAGUUUGUCAGAGGAGGAGCAAAACCGAGUUUUGUCUGAGGAGAAACUAGGUUUUAAGAGAGGUGGCGCCAACAGUCCUGCCGCCAAAAAGAAGGCCUCUAGAGCAAAGGUCAGUCCAGAGAAACCCAAAAGGCCAAUUUCGGCCAUGUUCAUCUUCUCUGAGGAGAAGCGUCCGAAACUGCAGCAGGAUCGCCCGGACCUUUCGGACAGUGAGCUCACAAGACUCCUGGCUCGCAUGUGGAAUGAGCUGCCCGAUAAGAAGAAGGAGAAGUACAAGCGCUUAGAAACGGUCCUGAAGGCAGAGUCGGAGAGGAAGGAGAAGGAGGAUCGUACUCGUCUGCCGGACCCUCCCAAGACUGCUCAGGACAUCUGGCAGCAGAGUGUCAUAGGAGACUACCUGGCCAGAUUUAAGAGUGACCGGCCAAAGGCACAGAAAGCAAUGGAGGGAACCUGGAGCACCAUGGAGAAAAAAGAGAAGAUUGUGUGGAUCAAAAAGGCAGCAGAAGACCAGAAAAGAUACGAGAGAGACCUGUGUGAGAUGCGCUCACCUGCUGCUACCUUCGCCUCAGGGAAGAAGAUGAAAUUUGAGGGUGAACCCAAGAAACCACCAUCAAACGGAUAUCAGAAGUUUUCUCAGGAGAUGCUGUCCAACGGAGAGCUGAACCACCUCCCGAUGAAAGAGCGGAUGACUGAGAUCGGCAGCCGCUGGCAGAGGUUAACGCUGAAGGACAAGGACCGCUACAAGAAGAUCGCUGAGGAGAAGCAGAGACAGUACAAAGUCCUACUGGAACAGUGGCUCGCUAGCUUGUCUUCACAAGAGAGAAACACUUACAAAGAAUAUAAUUCACAAAAAAGGAGAACUACAGCAAAACCAGGCGGCCCCAAAGCCAAGGCCAAGAAAUCUGACACGGAGGAGGAGGACGAAGAAGAGGAGCGGGAGAAGGCUUCCUCUGAUGCAUCCUCAUCCAGCGAGGAUGAGGACGACGAUGAUGAUAAGGAGGAGGAGGAUGAUGACGACGACGACGAAGACGACGAUGAGGCUGAAGACAAGGAGAACAAGUCUGAGGACAGCAGCAGCGAAUCGAAUUCACAGGGGUCGUCAGACUCUGAAUCGGACUGAAACAGGCCGACGUCUUCGUGAGACGAACUGAGCAGCGCUGAGCUGAGCCAAGAGUCAAGGGAGCUCUGCCACUGUGCCAACCCUGCUCUCCUCCCACCACCAGAGGGAGCCCUGCAUUGCCUCAUCCACUUCACACUCGCCCACUUGAUGUUGCUGCCUUGGUGAUCUUACUCAUGGAGGGACCCUGCCCCUAUGUCCAAAAUCAGUUUCAUUCCCUCCCCGUUGUGAUGGUCAUCUCACAGCACGGGCCGCUGACGUUAUGCCAAAAACAGCCGCCCACUGGUUUGGUGUUGCCGUUGGUUUUAAUCUUAACUUACAGGUUUAAUGGUUUAUGGUUAGAGUUUUAAUGUCGAGGGUAAUUCAUAACCUUCCAGUGUUUUAUUUCAUUAUUCUGGUAAUUAGUUGAAGACAGGCGGCACGAGAUGUGAACAGGCUUCAUGGAGCCAAAGAACAUAGUAUGGUGGAUCACUUUUAGGGAGUGAUGGGGGGGGAGAGAGAGAGGGGUGUGCAGGGUACUGAAAAAUUGCACUCUUCAGAAUGUUUCCUUAUUUUUUAUUUCAGAGCAUUGUCGCGUUGUUCUUUAUUCUCAAUUUAUAAUGUGGAUUUUAUCAUUUGGUUCUUAAAGAGGUGGUAUUUUUUCAGGAAAAAAAUCAAGCCAUUAUGAAUGUCUUUUUGUUGCUGGAAAAUUUAGAAAUCUGUUACUUACCCAUGUUCUCAUUUAAAAGAUAACAGUGCCUAUAUAAAGUAUUCACACCCUCUUGGACUUUUUCAUGUUUUAUUGUUUUACAGCGCUGGAUAAAGUGGAUGCUUUGAUACUCAUUUACAGAAAGUGUGUCUUUAUACUGCAACAUUCUUUGUUUAAAUGUGCAAACAUUUCAACACAACACUGAUCCUCACAUUGAUCUCUUCUCACCUUUAGGACGCAGCAGGCUGAGCCAAUUUGCUUGUAAUAUCACAAGAAAAACAAAUCUCUACAGAUGUGUCUAAAUAAAGUGCACGUUUAAAACACCUAAAACAAUUGAUUACAAGUAUUCUCCCUCCUUAAAACAUUAAGUGAAUCUUUGGCAGCAGUUACAGUAGAUCGUCUUUUCACAUGUGGAAACUGCAUUUACCCCGGCUGCUUCUUUUGCAAAACUGCCUACCUGAGGUUUAUAGUGACCAGUGCGCUAUUCUGCUCCGUGAAAAUGUUCUUGUCUUUCCUCACCAAUGAUUUUUUUCGUAAACUUGUUGCAAGUUAUCUGGAAUGUUUCUUUUAUCUUCACUCAGCUGUUGGAUAUUCCAGAUGCAGGUGUGUUCAGUGGCCACACCUUUAAUUAAACACAAGUGAGCUCCAUUGAAUUUGUAACGACAUGUGUCUGCACCAGUCAAUUCUUUCAGUCAAUUCUUUUUUGUUUUAUAUUUGGAGUUCAUUUAGAUCAGUUUGAAGAUUAUUCUUUCUUUGAGUGUCAAAUGUCUGAUUGCAUCCAUUAUGCUUCAGAGAUGUAAAACAGAAAAAGGUUUCAGGAAGGUGAAUACCUUUUUUUAAAGGCGCUGUAGGACCCAUUGCCAUGUAUCUGUCAUUUUACACAGUUAUUGACAUGUGUUGUACAUUAUUCUAUCAGUCUGAAGCAAUUGUUUGCCUCAGUGAAUUCUGGCCUGACAGUAAUAAACAGUGUUUAUUGUGUGACCAGAGCAGUUUGUCAUUGAAGGGAUAACACUUGUUUUCCACGUGUGGAGUUCAGUCGGACUCUGUUUUUAAAGAAUACAUCAUACAGUUGGUUUAUGUCUCUUCUCUGAACCGUUGUUUUACGUUUAUCGUUUCUUUGAGUUAAUAGGUUUGUUUUUAAUUGUUGUGUUCUGAUCCAUCUGGAAUCAUUUUGUGGAUGUCGAACUGAAUGGUAUUCAUCACAUCUUUGUUUUUGUUUUGAAUUUUUAAUGGUAUUGACUGUAAUCCAAAUGGGUUUUAGUCCGAUGCUUAAUCCCAAAAAAAGUGUGCACUUAAUGUAAAUGUGUCCCUCCUGUGUGAGUUUGUGUGCAUGCAUGCACAUAACUGUGUAUAUAUGAGGGUGUGAGUCUUUCUUUGCUUUAAUGUGUGCUGUUUUUACUGUUUUCGUUGCAUACCAUGAUUUGACUGCAGCGUGCAUGUUUGCCUGUGUGGGGACGUCAUACCAACACCAUGAAUGUAGAUAUUGUUAAAUCUUUUUUUUUUUUUUAAAUGUCUUUAGUAGUUUUUUUUCUGCUAGAUGCUGUCUUGUCAUUGACAAGACUUCCAUGACUGUCAUUGUGGGUCCACAGACGGAUGAGUACAUGGCAACUAUUAAUAAUCUGUUAUUAAUGGGCUGAUUUUGACCAUUUUGAAUCAUCACUGUCUAAAACAAAAACCAUUGUGGACUAUUUAAAUAAUUUGGGGAGGGAAUAAGACAAGUGAUUGCUGGUAUUGAUAGAUGGAAAUUUGUAAAAGGGAAUUGGGGAAGUUGCCAGAAGAAUUGGGGUUAAAAGCUGUUGUAAUUUUCCCUGUAAAUACUGUUUUUGUAUCGAGUGCUUAUUGUUUUGUUAGUGCUUUAAUUUGGCAAACCCACUUCUGAGACCAGUGAGUUUUUCACUCACAGGAGAAUUUUGGUGUAAUUCACCUGUUUUAGUUGUUUCUUCUCCCUUAUGUUGGUUUAUAGAGAUAUCUAAGACGGCAAAGCUUUACAAGUUUGUACUGCUGGUCAUUUGACAAAAUUUGAUGUUUUCUAUAGCUGAGGUUGUUCUUAUGUCCUUGUAGUUCAAGUAUUUGGGCAAAUAAAAAAAUAUCUUUAACAGUU